AUGGCGACGCUCGCGCUCACUCGCGCGUUCCGUGCGGCACGUGGGACUGCUGCGCGUCAACCUGCGGCACUUGUCGCCCGUUCGUUUGCGUCCGUCCCUUCUGCCGCGCCGCUGCCUGCGUUUUCCGUCGUGGACCACCACGUGACGUCGGACGCGAUGACGCCGAGCGACUACUUUGCCGUCGUGAAACUGGGCGGUACGCAGUACAAAGUGACUGAAGGAGACGUUGUGAUUGCCGAGAAGAUUAAGGACGCAAAGGUUGGCGAGAUCAUGGACAUGGACGAGGUGCUGCUCUUGGGCAACGUGAACCAGACGAUUGUCGGCAGACCGCUCGUGUGUGGCGCGAAAGUGCGCGUGCGCGUGGAGGAGCAGACGCUGGACGCCAAAAUUGACGUGUUUAAGAAGAAGCGUCGAAAGAAUUACCGGCGCUGGAACGGGUUCCGUCGCCAGGUGACGGUCUUGCGUGUCACGGAGAUCGUGCCGAUCAGUGCUUGA
Molecule: messenger RNA, 495 nt
Organism: Hyaloperonospora brassicae
Lineage: Eukaryota; Oomycota; Peronosporomycetes; Peronosporales; Peronosporaceae
Source: the annotation of a GenBank genome assembly